AUGCACCUCUACAAACGGAAGGGAAACCGCCAGCUCUGCGACAACCACCGAUGCAUCUCCUUGCUGAACAUUGCCAGGAAAAUUUUUGCUCGCAUCCUUCUUAACCGCCUAAAUUAUCACCUCGAACAAGGUCUUCUGCCAAACAGCCAGUGCGGCUUCCGCCGUCAUCUUGGGACCACGGACAUGAUCUUCGUCACCCGCCAACUUCAGGAAAAGUGUCAGGAGAUGCGGGCCCACCUCUACUCUAGCUUCGUGGAUUUGACGAAAACGUUCGAUACGGUGAAUCGUGUAGGGCUGUGGAAAUUCAUGCCGAAAUUCGGGUGUCUCGAACAAUUCACUCAGACGGUGCGUCACCUCUACGAUGGCAUGAUGGCGCGUGGCACGGACAAUGCAGCUGUCUCAGAGGCAUUCGCAGUGACCAACGGAGUGAAGCAGGGCUGCGUCCUGGCGCCCACCCUCUUCAGUCUCAUGUUCUCUGCCAUGCUGACUGACGCCUACCGUGACGAGCGCCUCGGGAUCCGCGUCGCCUACCGGACGGACAGUCACUUUCUCAAUCAACGGAGGAUGCCCUUCCAGUCGCGUGUAUCCACAACCACCGUCCGCGAAUUUCUCUUCGCCGACAACUGCACCCUAAACGCAACCUCGGAAGGGGAAAUGCAAAGGAGCAUUGAUCUCUUCGCCGCCGCCUGUGACAACUUCGGUCUGAUCAUCAAAACGGAGAAAACGAUUGUCAUGCACCAACCGCCACCCAACACAGACCACAAUGUGCCGCAAAUCAGCGUGGACGGAACGCAACUGCAAAUGAUGGACAACUCCACGCAACUGGGCGGCAUCCUCUCGCGCAUCCCCAAAAUCGACGAAGUUUCCCGCCACGUCUCCAAAGUCAGCCAAGCCUUCGGCCGUCUGUAG
Molecule: messenger RNA, 909 nt
Organism: Spirometra erinaceieuropaei
Lineage: Eukaryota; Metazoa; Platyhelminthes; Cestoda; Diphyllobothriidea; Diphyllobothriidae
Source: the annotation of a GenBank genome assembly